CGACCUUGAAGCACAGGGCUCGUUAUUUGCAGCCGCCAUGCUUAGCUCAUUUAGUCGCCUCUGCGCACUGUUCUUCGUCGGCAUCAAUGUGGCUUCGGUCGCAUUAGGUUUCAAUAUCCUCCUGACCAACGACGAUAGUUGGGCCUCUGCCAACAUUAGAGCGACAUACAGCGCUCUCAAGGCUGCCGGACACACCGUUCUCUUGGUCGUACCUGCCGUCCAGAACUCUGGACAAGGUGGGCGCUUCAUCACCCCGACUACUAAUAUCACGGCGCCGGGCGGCGAGUUUGGUUCCAUCCCCGUUGGCGCAUCAUAUUUCGGUCACGACGUGAACGAUGACCAUCUCUGGUACUUCAACGGCACUCCCGGCGCAUCAGCGGUCUGGGGCCUCGAUGUUAUUCGCCCUAUGAUCCUCGGCAACGACUCAGCCAUUGAUCUCGUCGUGGCAGGCCCGAAUGAGGGCGGGAACGCUGGACCUUUCCUCUUCACGCUUAGCGGCACGAUGGGAGCGACGUACACCUCGGUCUACCGCGGCAUACCCGCAAUCGCGUUCUCAGCGGGAAACAGCACGCACCGCUCGUUCACGACCCUCACGAACGACACGAGCGACCCAGCGAAUAUUGCGGCGCGCCUGACGACGAACUUCGUCAACGCGCUCGCGAACGUGACGCAACCCGGACAACGCGCCUUGCCGCUUAGUGUCGGCAUUGGUAUAAACCUCCCUGAGUUCGGGCCCAACAGCAAUUGUACGGAUCCGCCGUUCAUACUCACGCGCUUAGCUGGCGGCGCACUGGUGCCGACGCUUGCCAUCGGCCCAGACGGCUUCCCUCUUGAAACGGAGAUUGUCACCUCUGGUGUCAACCCCAACUUCACCGGCGUGCCUAUCCUCCCUGGCGAGACGAUCAUCAGUUCUGGGUGCCAGUCUUCCGUGUCAGUGUUCUCUAUUGACUAUGACGCCCCGACGGAGAUCGCGCAGCCCCUCCAGCUUUCCCUCAUGCCAUUAUUCGGUAAGAGCAGUUUGUAAACGCCACUUUCACUGCGAUCCUUGCACGGUGAUUCGCCCUUGUGACGCAUCAGACGGACUGCUCGAUAUCGUAUCGAAAUUGUCACAGCAUACACGUGCUGUGCGCCACGAUGACCUGAUGCCAAUAGUACUUUGCUUGGGGCAUUGCAUGCAGCGACUGCAGUUAGGAUGGACGCUAAGGCGACGAAUCGAACGAUCGUCUAACGCCACCCGUGAGCCAAGCUCUAUGUGUUCUGAAUAUGGGUUCAAGCCAAGAGCAGAGGUGUUGAAAUAGAUAGUUAAAUGUGCC
Messenger RNA from Phanerochaete carnosa HHB-10118-sp, 1313 nucleotides. RefSeq lists its product as uncharacterized. The transcript is spliced from 10 exons. The record is from RefSeq and is a predicted model, not a curated record. NCBI's taxonomy places the organism in Eukaryota, Fungi, Basidiomycota, Agaricomycetes, Polyporales, Phanerochaetaceae. Gene Ontology annotation, molecular function: nucleotidase activity. The coding region runs from base 38 to 1024 and encodes 328 amino acids.